Messenger RNA from Dovyalis caffra, 507 nucleotides. The record is from the annotation of a GenBank genome assembly. Lineage: Eukaryota; Viridiplantae; Streptophyta; Magnoliopsida; Malpighiales; Salicaceae.
AUGAACACUUGUGAGGUAACAGCAAAGGAUAAUAAACCAUUAACUAUACCAGCAGAUGGCAGAAUCAUAAACACUAUAGAUGAAGCUAGAACUUUUUUAGCUCUUAGCAGCAGGAAAUUAGGAAUAAAAAAAUAUUUUAAGGAGAUUGGUGUUCAUUCUGAUGUGAAGUAUAUUGACCCAACAUACAUGAUACGUGCAUGCCGUGCAAAUGCAUCAGAUGGAAUUUUAUGUACCGUUCUUGGACAAAAUGCUGUUCAUGGUGCAUUUGCUGGAUAUAGCGGAAUUACUAUCGGUAUAUGUAACACUCAUUAUGUUUACUUUCCCAUUCCGGAAGUAAUUUCUUAUCCGAGGGCUGUGGAUCCUAACAGCCGCAUGUGGCAUCGUUGUUUAACUUCAACAGGCCAGCCUGACUUUCUAGAUAUCCGAUCCUCUGCCAUCCCUGUCUCUAACUUUGUUUGCACUGUUUGCCUACCAAGUAAGGUUGAUGCUCAGCAGCUCAAGGGGUAG